This is a messenger RNA of Bactrocera oleae (olive fruit fly), 1378 nucleotides long. RefSeq lists its product as uncharacterized. NCBI's taxonomy places the organism in Eukaryota, Metazoa, Arthropoda, Insecta, Diptera, Tephritidae. The record is from RefSeq and is a predicted model, not a curated record.
CUAGCUUAUAAUAAUAAACAGGUAACGCACCCUGUAUUACACUUUCUAUGCGUUCCAAGUUAAGCGAUUUUAAACUUUUUUUACUAAAUGACAAAUCAGUCACAAUUUUUGUUUCAUUUAAAAAAUUCUAAUUCAUAAACGAUAUUUUUUUUCGUUAGUUUAAGGAAAUAAAAGCAAAACUAAAAAUUCAAUUUACUUUAAAUAGAAAGCGAGUAAAAAAGUUGAAAACUUGAUCGAAACGCCGACAAAAUUUGAUCAACAAUAAAGCCUUUAGUCGAAUAAAAAAAUUCCAGUUCUGUGAUGGACAUGAUAAUCGAGCAUAUUUUGAAUUUCCUGCAAUUCGAUGUGAGUAGCAUUUUCGGGAAAGGUAGUGAGUGUGGGCUCUGUUGCAUGAGCUUUUCCACGCCGCAUUUCAGCGAGUCUGCCGAGCGGUGCAUUGCAAAUGUCUACGAGCCACGUCCACAAAUCACAAAUGGCGACGAAAUGAUGGAGUGUGACGACGAGGAUAGCUUGGAUGAGAACGAUCUACAAUUGGAGGCAUUCUGCCGAGAGCUAGAGCAAGUGGAAGAAGAAGAGGAGGAGACGGAUACUCAGGGCUGCGACACUAACUCGAGCCCGCUGCAAGAGAGUAGCAACGAAAGUUUGACAGAGAGUGACUGCCUGUUGGAUAAUUUUAAGAAUGAGCAAUGGUGUACGGAGAACGAUGAAAACUCGAUGGAGGCUGAAGACGAGUGCACCUGUGAGCUGGUAUGCAAGCAGGUGGUGUCAAAAAUAGCCGAUAAAUGUUCCUCAUCGACAAUGCUGGAAUUGCGAAGUAUUGAGGAGCGAGCCAAUAAAUUGUGGGAAGCGCUAAACGCGAAUGUGCGCAACAAUACGUGCUCGAAAAUGCCCAACUGGUGGGAUCUGAAGACUUGGCAGAAGCUGCCAUUCUACUGGGCAGCAUUGUCCAAUGACAUACUCUGCGAGGACCCCUUCGAGAAUUUCAAGCGCUUUUACAUGGGCAGCAAGAAGUCCAACAAACGCAGCGCCAAGCGUCAGAUGGAGCGCAUGCUCAUUCUAUGGCACCGACUGUGCCCCAAGCAGCGCUUGCCAUUCAUCAUGGAGGCUUUCAUCAGCAAGGUGGGUGCUGGGAAGGUAAACAUCAGCGAUGAGCACGAAAUUCAACGUAUCAUCUGUGAGCUGCAGAACAAAUGAGCAGUGAGACACCUCUUCCUCCUCCUCUUUACUGUAUAUGUUUGUGUAGCGCUCUAUGUGUAUGUGUGUGUAUGUUGUCCAAAUAUUUUAAUUUAAAUCGAAGAAGUGCAUGCGGGUAUUCUAAAUAAAUAUGUGCAUUUAUGUGAUGUGUAGAAAUAAAGCGAGUAUUUUUUUUUUUUAUAAA